AUGAAGCUGUUGAGAAUUUGUGCAGCCUUGUCACUCUCCUUUCCGACGGUUGAUGCGCUGAAGAGUCCCGUCUUGAAAAACUCUUUUUUGGUGAUGAGAAGAGAAUAUAGGAGUUAUGUGACGUAUUGUAGAUGUCGAGAUGCUGGAAGCCUCCCUCUCUUCGCCGAGUCGAUAGGCUUAUCUUCGAGCACCGGGGCGGCUUUGGUUGCUGCAUUCAACACUUGCAAUACGCUUGGACGAUUCGCUGAAGGGUCAUUAGGUGACAAGAUUGGACCGAUCAAUACUUUUGUCAUCACGAUGGUACUGGACGCCGUGAGCAUGCUCGCGAUAUGGCCCGUCUCACGUACACUAGUACCACUUAUUAUCUUGGCUAUUGUCAAUGGCAUGGAAAACGGAUCAUUUUACACCGUAUUUCCAACUGUUGUUGCGAGUAUCUUUGGUCCUGGAAGGGCAUCUGUGGCGAUGAGCAUGUCAAUCACAGGUUGCACAUUUGGCUACUUGCUCGGUGCACCAAUUGCAGGAUAUCUACAACAAGCAGCUACAGGCGGUCAAAAAGCAGCGAAGAACCUGGACGUAGAGGAUUAUCGGCCUGCUAUCUUUUAUGCUGGUGGGGUGGCGUUGAUUUCUAGUCUCUUUGCACUUCUGGCGAGAGCUCAUAUGAGCAAGAAGAGCAGAAAGUAUAAAUCGUCAGAUUGUACGGAAGUUGUCUGA
Molecule: messenger RNA, 711 nt
Organism: Cadophora gregata
Lineage: Eukaryota; Fungi; Ascomycota; Leotiomycetes; Helotiales; Ploettnerulaceae
Exons: 1
Coding region: 1-711 (236 amino acids)
Biological process (GO): transmembrane transport
Cellular component (GO): fungal-type vacuole membrane
Molecular function (GO): transmembrane transporter activity
Source: RefSeq, a predicted model, not a curated record